Messenger RNA from Ilyonectria robusta, 2073 nucleotides. Its product is annotated as acetoacetyl-synthase. The transcript has 2 exons. Gene Ontology annotation, molecular function: acetoacetate-CoA ligase activity. Bases 1 to 2073 code for a protein of 690 amino acids. NCBI's taxonomy places the organism in Eukaryota, Fungi, Ascomycota, Sordariomycetes, Hypocreales, Nectriaceae. Gene Ontology annotation, biological process: lipid metabolic process. Gene Ontology annotation, cellular component: cytosol. The record is from RefSeq and is a predicted model, not a curated record.
AUGGCAUCCGAUAUUGCUGCUCAACCUCGUCUACUAUGGAAACCACUUUCAUCAUCGGGAAUGAACCUGAAAAGGCUCAUUCAGACGGUGAACAAAAAACACGGCCUCUCAAUCAACGACUACAAGUCUCUGUGGGAAUGGUCAACCAGUUCAGCGACUGCGCCUCUUUUCUGGAUGGAUCUUUUUGACUUUUUGGACAUCAAAUCUCAUGGUCAACCGACAUGCGCUUUCAAAACUACGGGACCACCUCCCGUGCCCAUGUAUCCCCCUCCUAGUUUCUUCCCAGGAGUUAGAAUGAACUUUACUGAGAAUAUCCUGGCCCACCAUCAACCAGAUGACGUCGUCUUACAUGUCGUGCCCGAAGGAGGUGAAACCUCCCGCGAUGUCACUUGGCGUGAACUUCAUAUCGAAGUUUCCCGUUUGGCCAGUGCGAUGGUUGCAUCUGGAGUCAAGACAGGCGAUCGCGUCGCCGCUGUCAUCUCCAAUUGUCAGGAAGCCAUCACUUGUUGCCUUGCCGCCCUGUCUCUCGGAGCGAUAUGGUCAAGCUCUUCACCGGACAUGGGCGUGGAAGGAGUCCUAAGCCGGCUGAAUCAAAUUCGACCCAAACUCGUCUUUUGCGAAAGUGAGGUGGUGUACAAUGGAAAGCGCAGGAACCUGUUGCCACGACACUGCGCUUGGGCUGAGGUACUAAACGAGAACACCAACUUGGGCCAGGUUAUUGUCAUUCCUCGCCAAGACCGACUACCCUCAGCUCUUGGCCCUAAGAUGAUCUCAUGGGACCAAUUUCUAUCCCGAGACACCGGUAGGACCCUCGGCUUCGCACAACUACCUUUCAACCACCCCGCCUUCAUUGUUUACUCCUCGGGGACAAGCGGCCUCCCCAAGUGCAUUGUGCAUUCUGCUGGUGGCCUGUACAUGCAAGUCAGGAAGGAUUCGUUUCUUGGCUAUGACGUUCACCCCGGUGACUCCAUUCUCCAAUACACCACAACCGGUUGGGUGAUGUGGGCCAUGGUUUUGGUGUCUCUGUCUUUCGGCGGCAGAGUCGUGGUUUAUGAUGGCUCCCCAAUGUUCCCGGAUAAUUUGGUUCUCCCGAGAAUAGUCGAGCGUCUGCGCGUCAAUGUGUUUGGCACAUCGGCAAAAUUUCUGUCUCUACUCAUGGCAAGUGGGACAAAGCCUAAAGACCAGGUGGACCUUUCAAGCCUCCGUACCGUCACAUCAACUGGAAGUACGUUGACCGCGCAAGUUGCGAGCUGGUUCUACGACGAAGGAUUUCUGCCGGAUAUUCACCUUGUUUCUACAUGCGGUGGCACUGAUCUUGCGUGUUCUUUGAUAUCCGGAGCCGCCAUUAUGCCCUUGUAUGCAGGAGAGAUACAAGUACAAUCACUUGGUAUGGCUGUGGAUUUGUUUGAAGUCGACAAUGAGGCCGGGGAGUCGAUAAUGAAUACUGGCAUUGCUGGAGAGCUCGUAUGCAAGCAACCAUUUCCAAGUCAGCCCGUGGGCUUCUGGGGCGACGAAGUGGGCGAGAAGUAUAAGAACUCUUACUUUUCCCUGUACGGAGAUUCUAUUUGGAAUCAGGGCGACUUUGUGUCUCGCAACCCAAUUACUGGAGGAUACGUGACACAUGGAAGAUCAGACGGAGUACUGAAUCCAGCUGGUGUUCGGUUUGGAUCCGCCGAGAUCUACAAUGUCGUGGAGCAAGAUACCCAGAUUGGCGACAGUGUCUGCGUAGGACAGCGGCGUCUAAGCGAUGCCGACGAAUCUGUGGUUUUAUUCUUGAAGAUGGCUCCUGGCUACAAGUACAAUCACGCGGUUGUUCGCAGGGUUCGGGAGGCAAUACGAUCCAGCCUCAGCCCACGACAUGAGCCUCGCUUUGUGUUCGAGGUGCCAGACAUCCCAUACACUAACAACGGGAAGAAAAUAGAGAUUCUCAUUAAGAAGAUUAUCAGUGGGAAGAUGGAGAAAGCCAGUCCGACGGUAGCGAAUCCGGAAUGCUUGGAAUUCUAUAAGCAGUUCGUCAACAUUGAGGAGGCGGCUGCAAAGCAGGAGCAGAGCUGGAACAAGGCUCUUCUAUAA